GAUUUGAAUUCUCAAUUACAAGGAAAGGAAAUCACACGAAUUUUAUGGAGGUUUUGGGAUGGGAUGGAGCCCUCUCGUCACGUGACUUCUAUGUCGCAGCACGUGCUUUUGCGGACAACUGGAAAGAAUUCAACUCCCCCUUUCCUCCAUGGAAUUGGGUUCCUUCUCCUCAUCGCUCUCAGUUGCAGCAGCAGCGGGGCUACUUGUCAUUGGAGAGGAUUUGCCUUCUCGGGUCAAGCAAGGAAGAUGUUAAUGAAGAGAAUCACACUGAGGAAGAAGAGGGGUCUGAGCCCGUAGAUAAUGCCACUCUGGUUGAGACCAGUAGUCCUCAAGUAUAUUACCACGACUUCCAUAUAGUCUACAGUGAUUCAUAUCGGGUUCCCGUGCUGUAUUUUCGCAGUUACUACAUCGAUGGACAGCCUUUGGCAUUGGAAGAAAUCGAAAAGGACCUACCUGCUUGCUCAUCGAAGGUUUUACUGGAAUCAAAAUGGACAUUUAUAACUCAGGAGGAGCAUCCAUACCUGAACAGACCAUGGUAUAAGCUGCAUCCACGUGGAACCAGUGAGUGGAUGAAGCUGGUUUUCCUUGGUGAUAAUUCUCUGCCUAAAAAUGAAGUUGCAGUUGAACAAUAUUUGGCAUCUUGGCUCUCGGUUGUAGGUCAAGUGGUUGGCAUUAGAAUCCCUUUAGAGAUGCUGAACAAUCAUAAAAGUUGUAAUUGAAGAAGAAAAUAUGUUCAAUGAA
Molecule: messenger RNA, 741 nt
Organism: Malus domestica (apple)
Lineage: Eukaryota; Viridiplantae; Streptophyta; Magnoliopsida; Rosales; Rosaceae
Product: ubiquitin-like-conjugating enzyme ATG10
Biological process (GO): protein lipidation; protein modification by small protein conjugation; macroautophagy
Cellular component (GO): intracellular anatomical structure
Molecular function (GO): Atg12 transferase activity
Source: RefSeq, a predicted model, not a curated record